Messenger RNA from Galdieria sulphuraria, 1530 nucleotides. RefSeq names its product exosome complex component RRP43. Bases 7 to 870 code for a protein of 287 amino acids. Gene Ontology annotation, biological process: nuclear polyadenylation-dependent rRNA catabolic process; U1 snRNA 3'-end processing; TRAMP-dependent tRNA surveillance pathway. The record is from RefSeq and is a predicted model, not a curated record. NCBI's taxonomy places the organism in Eukaryota, Rhodophyta, Bangiophyceae, Galdieriales, Galdieriaceae. The transcript is spliced from 3 exons. Gene Ontology annotation, cellular component: nuclear exosome (RNase complex); cytoplasmic exosome (RNase complex).
CUUUGAAUGCACUCGUUGGGUUGGGAUAUUUGGAAUGCCGUGCAACCAAAGGAGUUCUACAAAGGCUUCUUGCGAAGAAGUAUUCGACCCGACGGAAGAAAGCUAUCUGAAUAUCGAGACAUCACUUUAAGAAAAGGUCCUCUGGUUACGACGGUUGACGGGUCAGCAAAUGCCUCAAUUGGGCGAACAGUGGCGUUGAUAGGCAUUCAACCGAAGGUGAUCGAGUGGAAAGAGACCAAAAAGGGAAGUGCAAGGUCAAUCGUGGGCCAACACUGUUCCUUACAAGUUGAAUUUCCUUCCGUUUGCCAUAGAGACAUUCGAAGUGGAAGAACUUUGGAGGAGGCACUCUUAGUAAAAGAGUCACUGGAAAACGUAUUGGAACAAAUACUAGAAAGAGAUUCGUUUUGUAUAGUUCCGGAUAAAUUCUAUUGGCACUUACAAAUAACUGCAUAUUGCCUCAGCUUAGACGGGAAUGUGAUUGAAACAUUCUUGUUAGCACUGUAUGGUGCCUUGUUGGACCUUCAAUUGCCAGUAGUACGAGCAAGCACCUCAGGUGAUCUUUUAACUCUUGAUCCAAAUCAGCCUAAAGUGACACUUCCAAUGAAGAAACUCGAAGAUUGGCCUUGGGUCGUUCCUAUUGGAUUGUUUUGGAAUGGUCCUUCAGAAUAUUAUGCUGUUUUGGACUUAUCUGAAGAAGAAGAAAACAAUAUGAGCUCAAUUGUAUGGAUAUGGAAUAGUCAAAGAGGAGAUAAAUUGGCAAUCUCGAAACAAAAAGUAGGCCCAUUGUCUGUAAACAUUCUACAGGAAGUCUUACAGCUGGUAAAAGCUCACAUAGAUGAAGUAAUAUUGCGAUUGCAACACGGGAAGUGAACGAGAUCUUUUGAGUAGCUCAACAUUAGUUGAAUGGACCAUAUUCAAUCGGAAUGAAGUAUGGCUUACAUUGAUUGCAGUUUGAAGUGGUUUUUUUAGAAUUUUGAGUCCUAAACAAAGAAAUCAAAUAUUUUGUUUUGUCUAAUUAUUAUAAGUUUGGUGACCCAGAGAGAGAGAAGAGGAUUGUAAGUUUUACUUUGAACCAGUCACUUGUAAUGGAGAAAUCGAUGGAAGACCUAAUUGAGUAGAUGAGCCAUGACUUGUAUCAAAAGUGCUCGUUUUGUUGAAUGCCAAUGGUUUCUGGCAGUUGUUAUGGUAGGAUAAAAUGUUCAUCUGCCCUUCUUAAUAAGUCACAGAAUAGUCAGAACCCGUAAGAGCAACAUAUCGACUCUAAUACUUUCUUCCAGUGGCAAUCAUAUCUAAUUUUAUUAACAGUCCCUACAAGACUUUCUUUAGAGAUACGACAAAAUGGAGAGAGAAAGACCUUCCCAGAAAGCCAUAACAAACUUUUGUACACAGAAGUGUUAGAUUAGAAACUCAAAAGCAACGCCUUUGUCAUUUCCUGAUAGAAACUUGUAAUGAAAGCGUUACAAACGUUCCACUUGAAAUCCGUUAAAAUCGUUUCUCAUAUAAGAAUCUCAGCGAGUCGUUUGAUGAUGG